AUGGUGGUUUCCAGCGGCUAUAAAUUGAGGCUUCUCCUACCUAACAAAUGCAACCCACGCCUAGAGAGCAAGCUUCCUCUCAUACCUGCAAAAGCCCAGCAACCUCGUGCACUAUUCACCAUCUUCUCCAUUCUUCUCUUCUGGCAGACAGAGUAUCUGUCAAGCUGCCAGAAGAGCAGUGUUCUUUAUUUCUCCCUUUUCUUAGCCAAAUCUCUCACAAAACUUCUCCUUUCUUACCCUAACACUUCCUCUUCCCUCAAAGCAAGCCUAAAUUUCCUCUUAGUGCUAAACUCAUGUUGA
Messenger RNA from Prunus armeniaca (apricot), 300 nucleotides. The record is from the annotation of a GenBank genome assembly. Lineage: Eukaryota; Viridiplantae; Streptophyta; Magnoliopsida; Rosales; Rosaceae.